AUGGCUGAUACACACCCGGGCAUGGUCCACGAGGACUCGAUCUCUUCACAGGACCUGCACACCCCGACGGAUGACAAGAAGCCCAAGAGCAGGAGGCCGGCGAAUACGGCCUUCCGUCAACAGCGAUUAAAGGCCUGGCAACCGAUUCUCACGCCAAAGACUGUGCUUCCUCUCUUCUUCGCCAUCGGCAUCAUCUUCGCGCCAAUUGGGGGAGGAUUGCUUUACGCCAGCGCGCAGGUCCAAGAAAUAAUCCUCGACUACUCCAGAUGCUACUCCGAUGCCCCCGUCUAUCCCGCGACCGCCGCCAUGGAUGACAGCGAUGUAACCAUGCACUUCAACAGGAACUCAUCCUCGCCGAACGCCGACGCGCCCUCCUGGUCCCGUCGCGAGAUCAACUACACCUAUGCAGCAGGUGUUGACGUGCUCACUACUCGCUGCACCAUCAACUUUACGAUUCCCAAUGACAUGAAGCCGCCUGUGUUGUUCUACUACAAGCUCACGGACUUCUACCAGAACCAUCGACGAUAUGCAAAGUCCUUCCAUCUGGGCCAGCUGGGCGGGGAGGCCAUAUCCGCGAAUAGUAUUGAUGGUGGUGAUUGCACCCCUCUCACAGUCGAAACCAUCAACGGGGUCAAGAAGCCAUACUACCCCUGUGGACUGGCCGCCAAUUCCGUCUUCAACGAUACAUUCUAUAGCCCUGUUCUCCUGAAUGUCCCCGGCUCAAACACAGAUAACGAGACAUAUGUUAUGCAAAGCCAAACAGGUAUCUCAUGGGCCAGUGAUCGCGAACUGUACGGACCGACGAGUUACAACUGGAGCGACGUCUUGGUGCCCCCGAACUGGGUGAAAAGAUUCCCAAAUGGAUACACAGACGACAACCAUCCAGACUUGCAAAACGAUGAGCAGUUCCAGGUGUGGAUGCGUUUGGCCGGGUUGCCAACUUUCAGCAAGCUGGCGCAGAGGAACGAUACGGCCACCAUGAAGACAGGGACCUAUACUUUGGAUGUUGAUCAUCAUUUCAACGUGACUCAGUAUGGCGGCACUAAAUCCAUCAUCAUCUCCACCCGCACUGUGAUGGGCGGCAAAAACCCCUUCCUCGGCAUCGCUUACGUCGCUGUGGGCGGUAUCUGCAUCUUGCUUGGCACCCUGUUCACCAUUACACACCUCGUCCGGCCGAGAAAGCUGGGCGACCACACGUAUCUGACGUGGAACAACGAUCAAACCGCUGGAGGUGCGUCGAACCACCCGGGUAAUGGAGAAGGCCAUAAUUAG
Messenger RNA from Drepanopeziza brunnea f. sp. 'multigermtubi' MB_m1, 1272 nucleotides. RefSeq lists its product as uncharacterized. The record is from RefSeq and is a predicted model, not a curated record. Gene Ontology annotation, cellular component: endoplasmic reticulum; Golgi apparatus; plasma membrane. Lineage: Eukaryota; Fungi; Ascomycota; Leotiomycetes; Helotiales; Drepanopezizaceae.